Molecule: messenger RNA, 1635 nt
Organism: Mercurialis annua (annual mercury)
Lineage: Eukaryota; Viridiplantae; Streptophyta; Magnoliopsida; Malpighiales; Euphorbiaceae
Exons: 3
Coding region: 166-1635 (489 amino acids)
Molecular function (GO): zinc ion binding
Source: RefSeq, a predicted model, not a curated record
CAACAUGGUUUAUAACAGGUAAUCAGAUCAUGCACAAGGCAAUACAGGUUAAAAUGUGUUGAUGAAGAAUGUCAAUGGAAUCUAUACGCUUCAAAGAUUGGUUACACAAAAGCAUUUGUGAUCCGCAAAUUUGUUGAUAUUCAUACUUGCCGUUUGGAAAAGAGAAUGGGCAGUCAAUGUCAAGCUAGUUCAACCGUCAUUGCAAAUAUUAUAAAACAUAAGUUCAUUGAUGUGAAGACGAUUUAUACACCAAAUGACAUUAGGCGAGACAUGAAAAAUGACUACAGUGUUGAUAUGGACUAUUGGAGAGCUUGGAGAUGUAGAGGAAAAGCUAUUGAUCUAAUAAGAGGAACACCAAAAGAAUCAUUUGCGCAACUUCCAAGUUAUUUACACAUGGUAAAAACAACAAACCCCGGAUCCUAUGUAAAAUUAGAAACUGAUGAAGAUUCUGCUUUUCUAUAUGCAUUCAUGGCACUCAAUGCAUCAAUAAAAGGAUGGAAACAUUGCAUGCCUAUUGUUGUAGUGGAUGGAACAUUCUUAAAAGGUCCAUAUGGUGGAACACUACUUGCGGCUUCGACCCAUGAUUCAGCUGGAAAAAUUUUCCCUCUUGCCUAUGCAGUGACAGACUCUGAGAAUAACAAUUCAUGGAAUUGGUUUUUUGAAAGUAUGAUGGAAGUUUACGGUGUGAGAGAAGGAAUGUGCAUAAUUUCAGACCGACAUGAAAGCAUAAAAAAUGCAAUAACAGAUGUGUAUGGUGAAGAAGUUAAACAUGGGGUAUGUAUUUUCCAUUUGCUUAACAAUUUGAAGGUAAAAUUUAGAAGAAAGCAAAAGGAAAUAAAGGACAUAUUUCUAGCUGCUGCUAAGGCCUACACAGAAACAGAAUUUAACUACCAAAUUGCAGAAAUGGAUGCUUUGGACAGUCGAGUAAAACCAUAUCUUGAAGAUGUGGGAUAUGAAAAAUGGGCAUUAUCAAAAUCAGUCCAUAAUAGAUUCAAUAUCAUGACAUCAAACACAGCUGAAUCAUUGAAUGCCGCCAUCAACAAAGCAAGAGAGCUACCUGUCUCAAUGUUAUUUGAAUACUUGAGAAGCUUAACUCAGAGAUGGAGUUAUAAAAACAGACAUUUGGCAAGAUGUACAAUUACAACACUGAUGCCUAAACAUGAAGAAAGUUUGAGGGAGAGCUUCAUAAACUGCAUUAAACUAGAGGUGGAGCAAACAAGUGAUGAAAUAUUCAAAGUUAGUAAUGGUGACAAAACAAACACAGUCAAUAUUAUGGAAAGAACUUGUACAUGCAAAAGGUUUCAAUUGGAUAUGAUACCGUGCAUACAUGCUUUAGCUGUUUUUAAUGACAGGCAUCAGGAUCCUUAUAAAUACUGCUCAAAGUAUUACACAAAGAACGAAAUGCUAGCUGCUUAUGAAGACAUAGUCUAUCCAAUUGCAAAUGAAGAAUCAUGGGAUAUUCCAAUAGAAAUAAAAAAUCAAGUUGUUCUAACACCAAAGGGGAAGGUUAAAGCAGGUAGACCAAGAAAACAAAGGAUCAAAGGACCAACUGAAAAGUCAAACAAAAACAGAUGUGGAAGAUGUGAAAAAUAUGGUCAUAAUAAGAAGACAUGUAGAAAUCCUCCAAAAAAUUGA